Molecule: messenger RNA, 1038 nt
Organism: Melampsora larici-populina 98AG31
Lineage: Eukaryota; Fungi; Basidiomycota; Pucciniomycetes; Pucciniales; Melampsoraceae
Exons: 3
Coding region: 1-1038 (345 amino acids)
Source: RefSeq, a predicted model, not a curated record
AUGGCGUCCACAUCACAAAACUCUGCCCCAGCUUGGCCCAAUGGUGCCGCACCAAAAGGUCGCAAGGCCAAAAACCGCUCAUUCGCCAAGAUACUUCCAAAGUCAAACUCCCCCACCUGUAAAUCUUUUGCCGAGUUCACAUGUUACCUGCUUGGCCACACGAGGAAUCAUCCACAUUUCCCCAACCCGCCAACUGAUGAACAGCUGAUGUCACUCACACCUCUAACACAGGAAGGCAUCCUGUCCGACACCUCCGUCUUUGUCAACUACAGCUCCGACAAUCACCCAAAUCCAUUGGACUGGAGUGUUUUCAAGGCUCUUCUGCACACUGAUAUGGCCAACCACCAAAUUGAAGGACCUUUUACUUUUGAUUGGGAAGCUCAGGGAGGUGAAGACGCUGCAUGGAAUCAAGUGAUGAUUUUAUUCACCGUAAAGCAUUGGAUGUUUGCCAGGAGGGCAUCUGCUUUUCAAAAGUUUGGACUGGAUGUCAAAUGGGAGAAGGAAGUUAUCUAUAUUGGUAUUGUUACUCGAUGGGUUAUUUGGCGAAUUGAAGACUGGAAGAAUGAGUUUGCCUCUCCGGAAAAGAUUGCACAGCGGGAGCGCAGUAGGAAGCGACAAGAUCUCUUUAUAUACCGUAAAUCCACUGUCAAACAAUUCCUCAAAGACUUUAUAGAUCUCCUGCCAGAAGCAGCAUGUUGCUCUGAUACUGAGGAUGAUUCUCUUGGUCAUCAGCGCUCAAUUCAGCCUGAAUGGCGCAGUGCCAAGUAUGGAGAGUGGCUUCAUAAGAUAGAUGUACUUUCAUACAAUCAUCAAGCCACUGUGAAGUUGAGGACUGAAGCAGCUAGGAGAUUUGAUACUCGAUGUGAAGCGGGCAACAAGAUCAAUCCUUUGGCCAAAGUAUGUGGUAAUCUUCCAGCAAACUGCUAUGAUAGUGGGUUUUUGAGGCAAUGUGGUGACCUGGAAAAAUUGAGAUUGGGGGUUACAAACAACCCUUCACGUCUUGAUGAUGCACUGCAGGCUAUUGCUAGAUUGUUGUGA